Lycium ferocissimum is the source of this 678-nucleotide messenger RNA. RefSeq lists its product as uncharacterized. The transcript has a single exon. Bases 1 to 678 code for a protein of 225 amino acids. The record is from RefSeq and is a predicted model, not a curated record. Lineage: Eukaryota; Viridiplantae; Streptophyta; Magnoliopsida; Solanales; Solanaceae.
AUGGAUGGCCUGAACUUGGAGAUAUUCCCUCUUCAAUAUGAGCUCAAAUCUGAAUGCCGUAUUGGAUACUUGUGUGAACGACAUUUGCUCCUCAGAUUAUCAUCAAUGGAAGACUAUAUUCAUGUUAUGUCCAAACUUGCAUACUAUUUGAAGGCUAAGGAUGGAUUUUAUCAUAUGAGAGUUCAAAAUUGGGAACCUUGGUUCCAUCCUGAAUAUGAAACCUCGACUGUCCUUGCAUGGAUAUCUUUUCCUUCAUUAGCUCCAAACUUUUUUAUUAAGGAGUCUCUUUUUACAAUGGCUAAAACAGUAGAUAAACCUUUACAUGUUGACAUGGAAAUGAAGAACAAGUCUAGACCUAGUUGUGCAAAGGUGAAGGUGGAGGUUGAUUUGCUAAAAGACUUACCUAAAAGAAUAAAUGUUGGCAUGAGGAGGUUAGGUACUGGAGAUAUCAUUGCGUGGAUCGAUAUAAAGUAUGACUACAUGCCAAAAUAUUGUAAAUCAUGCAGAUUACAAGGGCACAAUGUGAAGGAAUGCUUUGUACUUCAUCCAGUUUUAAAACCAGUCAAGGAGAACAAGAAAGAGGAAUCUGCAGAGACAAGUGUUACUGCUGCAAACAUGAAACGACAAGAGCUGAUGACAAAGGAUGCUACAUGCACAAAUCUGGUGAUAGACAAAUGA